AUGCUACAGACUACAUUAGUGAUGAGAGGAUUCCUCGCACGUAUCCGCAACGAAUACGUGCGAGGAAGCCUAGGGGUGCGGGAUGUAGCGGAUAAGUUGCAGGAGAGCCGAUUACGGUGGUAUGGCCACGUAAAGAGAAGACCACCAGACUACGUGGGAAAUUUGGCGCUGCAACUUUCUGUCCCCGGUCGAAGAUCACGAGGCCGCCCUAAGACCAGAUGGCGGGACGUGGUGUCAAAAGAUAUGAAGGAGUGCCAGGUGUCCGAGAACGAUGUCGUGUCGAUAGAGCGAAGUGGAGAAGAAAAAUUAGGAAAGCUGACCCCACCACCAUCACGGGACUCGAGGCCGGUGCAGCGGCAGAUAGCGCAGCGCCGAGCAGAGCUCCGUCAGGUCUUGGUGGCGGAAUGGCGGCAGAGGCUUCUGCGCCCUACCGCCGGCCUCGCCACCGUCGAGGCGAUCCGGCCAGUGCUCGACGACUGGCUCGGGAGAAGGCACGGCUCCCUGUCGUUCAGGGUGACGCAGGUGCUGUCGGGGCACGGCUGCUUCGGCAAGUACCUGUGUCGCAUAGGCAGGGAGCCGGACGCUCGGUGCCACCACUGCGUCCAUGGCGGGGAGGACACGGCGCAACACACGUUCGUUCAGUGUGUUGCUUGGGAGGAGCAGCGCCGUGUCCUCACAAAUGAAGUAGGAGGCGAUCUGUCGCUGCCGGCCGUGGUACGGAAGAUGGUCGGCAGCGCAGAGUCGUGGGACGCAGUGGUGUCCUUCUGCGAGGACGUGAUGUCGCAGAAGGAAGCUGCGGAACGGGAGAGGGAGAUUUCAACUGCCGAUCCCGCCCGCAGCAGGCGCUCCGGGCGCCGGAGGAGGGCAGACAACGCCCUCUUCCGCCCCCCAUGAACGGGUCCAGGGGCGAAGGACUUGGGGAAGUCCCCGCCCCCUAUUCAACGGACCCGAGGCGGAGGCGCGCGCGGGUGUCGACGCGCGCCUCUGAGGCGUUGCACGGGGGAGUUUAACACCUCACCCCCCCGUGCCCGAGGCGAGGCCCGCAAGGCGGGCCAGCACCAGUGCGGGGCUGCGGAAGAAUUUGGAUUCCCGCGGCCCCGCGCCCACGUGUAAGGAGGACACAGGGGGGUUUUAGCCGGUAAGAGUCCGGCACACCCCUCCGCCUCUCCCCAGGCGGAGGAAGUCCAUGAGGAUUUCCCCCCGAGAAAA
This is a messenger RNA of Helicoverpa armigera (cotton bollworm), 1209 nucleotides long. RefSeq lists its product as uncharacterized. The coding region runs from base 1 to 894 and encodes 297 amino acids. NCBI's taxonomy places the organism in Eukaryota, Metazoa, Arthropoda, Insecta, Lepidoptera, Noctuidae. The transcript is spliced from 3 exons. The record is from RefSeq and is a predicted model, not a curated record.